Salmo salar (Atlantic salmon) is the source of this 1987-nucleotide messenger RNA. RefSeq lists its product as uncharacterized. Gene Ontology annotation, molecular function: proton transmembrane transporter activity. The record is from RefSeq and is a predicted model, not a curated record. NCBI's taxonomy places the organism in Eukaryota, Metazoa, Chordata, Actinopteri, Salmoniformes, Salmonidae. Gene Ontology annotation, cellular component: proton-transporting ATP synthase complex. Gene Ontology annotation, biological process: proton motive force-driven ATP synthesis.
GUUACACUGAUAUAACAAUGGGUUAGUUAUAAUAUAAAAAAGAUUUGCUGUUAUCUUUGCCACAAGCACUUUCAUUGCACUGAUGUGUCCCAGACUGGAGGAGGGGGCGUGUACUGUCACUGGUUGAGCUUCUGUUACGUACGCCGCUUGAUGCUGUGACCACCGGGCAGGAGCUUCAAGAUUUGCCCUGCAGACCUAUUGGCAGACUGUGGGCCGAAGAUCAAGCAGUCUUGAAGCGCAAAGAUGGCGGCUUCCUUGCUGAGGAUAGGGCGACUUGGCUCUCUCAAGUGCGUGCAGGCGGAGAGCUGGGGCUCUUUGAGGAGAGCUCCUACAGCUGUUGCCCUAUGCACGAACGCUGGUGGUCCCAAGAAGCCCAAGAAGAGCAGUUCAGAGAAAAAGUCCCAGGGCAAAACAUACUUCGAUAUAGAGAAGCUUGUCCCACACAGAACAUAUGUGGAAUUUCCCAAGAAAGACGCAACAGCAGCAGCUGCUGCCGCAGCAGAACUUGCUGCCACCCCCAAAUCUGUUGAAGCAGUUGCCGCAGAGCCAAUUGUCGCCGCUACUGCAGCUGAAGCUGUAGCAGCUCCUGCUGCAGUCGAAGCCACACCUGUUGUCGAAUCCGUUGCCCCCUCAGGUGAAGCAGUUGCUGAAGCCGCUGCCCCUACUCCAGCCGCUGCUCCGGCAGCAGAAGCUGCCCCCGUUGUUGAAGCCAUUGCAGUUGAAGUCAUUGCAGCUGAAGCCGCCCCCGUUGUUGCAGCUGAAGACGCUCCUGUUGUUGAAGCCAUUGCAGUUGAAGUCAUUGCAGCUGAAGCCGCCCCCGUUGUUGCAGCUGAAGCCGCCCCCGUUGUUGCAGCUGAAGCCGUUGCAGUUGAAGCCACCCCUGCCUUUGAAGCUGCUGCUCCUGCUGCAGCCGAAGCUGCCACACCCGCUGUUGAAGCUGCCACUGAAGACGCAUCCGCUGUCGAAGCCGUUGCAGCUGAAGCCCCAGCAGAGGUUGCCCCAGCAGAGGUUGCCCCAGCAGAGGUUGCCCCAGCAGAGGUUGCCCCAGCAGAGGUUGCCCCAGCAGAGGUUGCCCCUGCAGAGGUUGCCCCUGCAGAAGCCCAUGUUGAAGCCGUAGCAGAGGCUCCAGUAGAAGCUGACCCAGUUGAAGCUGCUGCAGAAGCCCAUGUUGAAGCCAUAGCAGAGGCUCCAGUAGAAGCUGACCCAGUUGAAGUUGCUGCAGAAGAUGUGGCUGAAGCUGCCCCCGUUGAAGCUGCAGCCGAAGCCCCAGCCGAAGCCCCUGUUGUAGCUGAGCUUGUGGCUGAAGCUGCUGCAGAGAUUGUAGCUGGAGCUGCCCCCGUUGACGCUGCCACUGAGGAGCUGGUAGACACCGCCCCUAUCGUGGCGGAGGCUGCAGGAGAGGAGCUGAUUGCAGAGGCCCCGGCUGAUGCAGUACCAAUUGAGGCUUCUGAGGCUCAACUGGACCCGAUCCAGAAGCUAUUCCUGCAUUCGAUCCGCGAGUAUUCCUCAAAGAGCGCGGCUAGUGGUGGUUUGGUAGAUGCAGGCCCUGCAUAUGAGAAGAACUUGGCAGAAGAGCUGACUAAACUCCAGAGGCUGUAUGGCGGUGGAGAUCUCACAGCUUUCCCAGAGUUCAAGUUCACAGAGCCCAAGUUGGAGGAAGUUGCCCCCAAGUAAACAUCACCAGUCAACGUUUCUGUUGUCUUUUCCUGUCAAUCUGUUCUUUGAAGUGGACAUCUAGUAAUAAGUUACGUAGGCUACUAUAUCAAAUCAAGGCUAAAAUAAUGUUCAUUAAUUUUGUUUGUGGGGUAUAGAGCUGUUUCCGUAUAUCUAGAAAUUCUCUUGCAAAUUAGUCUGUAUUAGAUGCACGUGUUGGAGGACAAGCUGAUGCUGCGCUUUGAUCUGUGAAAUAUGCUUUUGCAUAGGAUGAAGAUCCAGAAAUGUUUAAGUUGGAUAAGGGUAAAAAUAAACUCUGAUCCAUAUUGUUUUA